This is a messenger RNA of Pelecanus crispus (Dalmatian pelican), 360 nucleotides long. Its product is annotated as C-C motif chemokine 21-like. The record is from RefSeq and is a predicted model, not a curated record. Gene Ontology annotation, biological process: immune response. Gene Ontology annotation, cellular component: extracellular region. Lineage: Eukaryota; Metazoa; Chordata; Aves; Pelecaniformes; Pelecanidae. Gene Ontology annotation, molecular function: chemokine activity.
AUGGCUCUGCGCCUCCUCCCGCUGCUGCUCCUGCUGGCUGCUACCGUCCUCAUCGCCCGGGCUCAAGGUGUUGGCAUCUCAGCCUCAGACUGCUGCCUGAAGAACAGCCGGAAAGCCAUCCCCAGCAGCUGGGUGAAGUCCUACACCAUCCAGGGACCGGAGUCGGGAUGUUUGCUGCGUGCUGUUGUGUUUACCACCAAGAGGAAUAAGAAGAUCUGCGCCUCUCCCACCGACCCCACUGUCCAGAAGCUGAUCCAGAACCUGGACAAGAAGGUGAAGAAUGACAAGAAGGACAAGAAGAAGGGACAUACCACGCGUCCCGGGGGCAGACCCAAGCGGCAGAAGAGGCAGCGGGUCUAA